GUUCUAAUUUUAAAAGGUUUCUGGAUGCGUCAAGCUCCCUCUAGUUCUGCUACUGCUCUGGUAUACUGAUCUCAUCAAAAGUACAAUAAAGCGAACGCUUUUCUUGACAAAGGAAAAAGGAUAGGUAGGAGAAAUCAAACUCGUACACAAGUAAAGCGAAGCCUAGAGUUUGUAGUUCAUUUCUUGGUUGCGAAUUCAAAAGGAUAUUCACAGAUUCUGAAAGUCUCAUAUCACACUCGGCUUUUAUUGGGGUGUAUAUAAAUAUCUGCCAACUUCUGUUUGUCAUUGAAAGAAGUUGUUGGACUGGUGGUCGUGACGCCUUACAGUAUAAAAUUGGCAAAGAUGGGUACAUUUGAUCAAGGUUCUGUUGUGGCUUCUAAGCCCUUGGAUUAUACAAGGAAAAGGAAGAGACGGGAGGGCACUAAAUCUGUUGCUGAGACCCUUCAAAAGUGGAUUGAGUACAAUAAGUAUCUCGAUUCUUGUUCUAAUGGAGACGAUAAACCAAUCCGUAAAACUCCUGCUCAAGGCUCAAGGAAGGGAUGUAUGAAGGGGAAAGGAGGGCCUGAGAACUCACAAUGUAAUUAUAGAGGUGUUAGACAAAGGACAUGGGGUAAGUGGGUUGCAGAGAUUAGGGAGCCAAACAGAGGGUCUAGGCUUUGGCUUGGCACUUUUCCAACUGCCUAUGAAGCUGCUCUUGCAUAUGAUGAGGCUGCACGAGCCAUGCAUGGCACUCUUGCCCGGGUGAAUUUUCCUGAAUUAUCAGAUUCAACAAUGUCAUCAAAGGAUUCCCACUCGGCUGCAACCCUGUCAAGCUAUUCUUCUGUAACAACUCCUGCAGGUUCAGACUCCACUACUACAUCAAAUCAUUCUGAAGUUUGCGCAGAUGAAGACAGCAAGGAGCAUAUUGUAAAAUUUGAGGAUGAUAAAGAUGAAUCAAAAAUAAAACCUCAGCCUUCUGCAGUUAUUGAACCUGUCUCACCAUGUAGUACACUGAAACAAGAAGUGAAGAACGAGCUGGAAUAUUUUUCUGGGUGUGACCGGGGUGGGAUGCCUGAGAUUAAAGUCCCAGAGAAAAAUGAACUUCAACAGAACAAUACUUGUGAGCAAAAACAGAAAGUUAUCUGCAAUCUCCAACAAGAUUCUACGGACGAUUCUUUAAAUGAGAAGGAUUACAGCUGGGAUAAUGGAUGUGAGGAGCAGGAUUACUGGCAGAAUUUCAGAAUUGAUGAAAUGUUUAGCAUUGAUGAACUGCUUGGAGACAUAGACAACAGCCCGCUUAGUCGGGAAUUUGAUGCUGGUCAACUGUUGUUCACUGACAGUGGUCAUCUACAGCAUGAAUCAUUCCAGUUGCAGAGCCCAAAUUGUAGGUUCAUUGGGAGUGAUCAGCGCACAGAGCAGUUGCCUUCAGAGGGUGAUUACAAUUUUGAUUUCUUGAAGCCUGGCAGGCAGGAAGACAACAAUGUUCCAUUGGAUGAUCAAGUAUACUUCAGUUUGGAACUGCUAAACUCGGUGUUUUAGGGGACACAAGGAAGACAUUUUGCAGCCUGAAAGUGACCCUGUAUUUAUCUUGUGGAAAUAAACGAGAUAAAUAGAUUAUAGAAGUACUGUUUUGUUCUGAAACUAACUUUUUGAAUUCAGGAGGAGGUCAAAUGACAAGGAGGAUUAGAGUGUAGUCUACUGAUUUAUAGACAUGUUCUACUUACUGAAUUUAUUCUUAGAACUGACCAAAAAAUGAGCUAAUUCUCUAGAGGUUUUUAGAUCAGUGAAAUUGGCCAUGAAACUUAUUGUUUUUGCAAACCAAUCUCGAGAUACAGUUGGAGGGCUGGUUAUUAUUAUACCUUUGGAAAAGCUUUUGUGAGAUUUCUGAAUUUGUUUUGUCGGAAAAAUUCUUUCCAGUAGAUGAAGAGUAGUCGAUGUUAAUACGUUGAUCAACUUUAAGAAGUUUAAGUUCAAUUCAAAUGAAAGAUUAUAUGUUGAUCUCCA
Messenger RNA from Hevea brasiliensis (rubber tree), 1983 nucleotides. RefSeq names its product dehydration-responsive element-binding protein 2C. NCBI's taxonomy places the organism in Eukaryota, Viridiplantae, Streptophyta, Magnoliopsida, Malpighiales, Euphorbiaceae. Bases 343 to 1518 code for a protein of 391 amino acids. The record is from RefSeq and is a predicted model, not a curated record. Gene Ontology annotation, biological process: positive regulation of DNA-templated transcription; response to stress. Gene Ontology annotation, cellular component: nucleus. Gene Ontology annotation, molecular function: DNA-binding transcription factor activity; transcription cis-regulatory region binding. The transcript is spliced from 2 exons.